Strongylocentrotus purpuratus (purple sea urchin) is the source of this 3537-nucleotide messenger RNA. Its product is annotated as putative thiamine transporter SLC35F3. NCBI's taxonomy places the organism in Eukaryota, Metazoa, Echinodermata, Echinoidea, Camarodonta, Strongylocentrotidae. The record is from RefSeq and is a predicted model, not a curated record. The transcript has 7 exons. The coding region runs from base 594 to 1967 and encodes 457 amino acids.
UUAAGUACUCUGCAGGUAUACCCGCUGAUAUUGUCAGUAGGGGACUCAUUGCUCUUGAACUUGCUCGCCAGGAAGUCGGGAAACAUUCCCCUCACUAGAAUUGUAUUUCGUGAAAGUGAUCUCCACUACCUGGAAAAGUGUCUAGAACAAAGCGAAUGAAACUGCUGGCAUAUUAGUCUUCAGUUGUGCACCGUCUAGUAUAGACACCCAGCUUUAAGAUCUUUUUCGAGACAUUUGCAAAUUCGCAAUCGGGAUCACAUGAAUGAAAUGCUGCACUUUGAAACAACUGUUCUUGUUCUGUAACACCUGUAUUUAACAAGACGAUUUAAUUUGAGGAGGGAAGAAUUCUUGGAUGAUCUACGCAACAACAGGAGCAAUUAAAAUCCUGCCAAUAUCGUCGUCGGGUCGUACAUCAUUUAUUUUUCCUUUGUGAAAAUAGAUUACUUUAAGUGAAUUUAUUUCCUUCAUAUAACGGCACCGUUUUACCCGUGAAAAGGAACAUUAAAUAGUCUUUAGAACUCAGCAUCACUGGUACAAACUCGGAGAAGAAGACCCUUGCAUCUCUUGUCUUGGAAGUGAGUGUAUCUAUAUAGAUGGAAGGAGGCAUCAGUGAGAAGCCUAAUGGCGUAGCCCAUCUAAAUGGGGGCACCUCGGUUGGUGAUGAAAAGGACAUCAGUAAGCUAGACUCCUCGGUAGAAUUGAAAGAAGUGAAGACGAUGGAGAAAACCGAUGACAGUGAACCAAUUCUAAUCAACGACAACGAAGAGCCUCCGAACUACAACUCUAUAGUACCCAAUGGAGAAACGUCACCGGAAACAUCCGAAGAUGGCUCCCGACAGAUCACGAACAAUUUCGAAAAUGUCCGAAAGACGCUCUUUGGGUUUGUGAUAGUGACGGGUAUCGCGGUUUCGUGGGUCGGUUCGACUCAGUUUUCACAAAGUACCUAUUCGGAUACUUUCAACGCACCGUACUUCAACGUGUGGUUUGGGACAUUGUGGAUGUUCAUCUGUUAUCCGUUUUACGUGCUCGGUUCGUGGAUAUUCAAGAAGGAAAGUCGGAGCUAUUCGGGAACCGUCGACUUAUACAGACAUUCUGAACGAGUAUUCGGGAGCAAGGGACUCACCGUCAAAAACUACUUCCGAUUGGUCGCUCCCUUCGCGCUUUGCUGGAUGGUGACCAAUUACAUGUACGUGUACGCGCUGGGGAAGAUCGCCGCUGCUGACGUCACAGCUCUUUUCUCCAGUAACACCGCCUUCAUUUACAUCUUCUCGUGGAUCUGGCUUCACGAGCGACUCGUGCUUCUUCCGGCCAGGGGUAUGUCCGUUCUUCUGUCUAUCGGUGGUAUCGUCCUCAUAUCGUACGCAGACGGUUUUCUAGGAACCACUGCUGUCGGUAUCGCACUCUCCAUCGGGGCAGCUAUCGGAUCAGCCAUCUAUAAGGUUCUAUUCAAACGGUACAUCGGUAAUGCGACGUCCGGACAGGUUUGCUUGUUCUUGUCGCUGUUGGCGCUCUUUGAUUUAGUCUUUUUGUGGCCUGUGCUACUAACCGUGUAUUACACUGGUUUUGAGCAGUGGGACUGGACGAAUAUGCCCUGGAAUUAUCUUUGUGGCAGCUCAGCAUUGUCCGUAGUUUUCAACUUCCUGAUCAACUUCGGGAUCGCAGUCACGUUCCCAUUGUUCAUUGCUCUUGGUACCGUGGUCGGUAUCCCACUCAAUGCAGUUGUCGAUCUUAUUUUUCGCGGGAGAGGAUUUGGUCCUUGGAAAAUCGGCGGCACAGUUCUCAUCGUUUUCGGAUUUCUUAUUAUGCUGAUGCCGGAGCGAUGGCAAGAGAAAGCAUACUGUUGCAAAUCCAGUAACUCCUUAACGCUGAAUGUGGAUGAGGAAGCAGCGAACAAUGAUAGCGGUAUCGAUAACCCGACGAUGGAGAAUAAUGCGUCAAAAAAAGAAGAGAUGAAUGGAAAAGUGUGACGACUGUUUCCAUUUUAUCAUAGAUUUUAUAUUUUAUAUCUAUAGCUGCUGUUUAUAUUGAAUUCGAUUUGUAAAAGGAAUAUUCAUGUUUAUGUUUAAUUAACAAGGAUUGAUAUGUACUUUCCUAUAUUGUCAAAAACAUUAAACAUGGUUUAUUCGCAAUUGGCCGCUUCUAGCCGACAGGGGGUGUGCACGCCAAAUGGUAUCAUUUUGUGUCAAUGGGUACUAGUUAGUAAGUAUUAUAUCAAAAACUUAUUGUUAAUGUCUUCCAUUUCACAGGAUAAUUCAAUGCUAUUUGGCUGAUCUAGCGAUAUUAUUGCCAAAAAUAUUCGAUCAGGUAAUGCGCCUCCUUUCGGCAGUGUUCGGACAAUUAGCGCCAAUAUGCUGUUUUGUUCAUUAGCGAAAGUUAUUAUUGUUCCUGAAUGCUUUUGUUACUUUUCUCCAUGGUAUCCUUGUUUUUGUACACACUUGUAUAAAGAAAUAUCUGCCAUAAAAUAAAGAUUUAGACCUUGGUCGGGGAAAAAUGGGUUGGUGCUUUAGUUAAUAAAAAGGGCAUUGAUGUGUAAGUAUAUCGUUACGUAUGAAAUUGAUUUUAAGCACUUAGUCAAUCUCUGAGGUGACGUAUUGGUCCCGCGUUAUACUAUUUUUGAUUAUGUUAUGACAAGGCAUCGCAAGAAUCGCAGCUUAAAACCCAUUGUGGCGGGCGGAACAAAGUAGAUCAGGGCCUCAUCUCAUAAGGAGUUAUGAUUGAUCCAAAUCAUUUGCAAGUCAUCCAAUCAAUCGCAGCUUUGCAUUCUCCUGUCUAUUAUGUACAUAGUUGCGAUUGAUAUCAAUCGCACAAAAGUGGCUAUUGAUACCAACUCUUUGUGAACAUCCUCCAGAGCCCCAACACGGUAUCACGACGGAGGGAGGCUUUCUGAAAAAAUUGCCGCUAUAGACCCAGGUAUAGAAAAUGGGUAACUGGUAUAGGUUUAUUCUGUGCAAAUGAAUUGUUAGCUCUGUCGCUAUUAUACUGAAGGAAACGAGGCUUAACGACCUAUGGACUAUUGAUAAAACCUAGCUCUUAUUUUUUUUUUUGAAAUCAGAAUAAUUACCCUCCGAGCAUUCAUUAGUUCUAUUCUUCUUGUGGGUGUUCUUUGUCAGUUUAAAAAUAUGGACUUGACUAAAUUUGUAUUUUUUAAUAUUAUUUUCGCAUUCUUAGCACAAUUCAGAUAAGUUCUAGUAAAUGUAAAGUGGUUUGUAUGUUCUUAAAAAAGAAAUAAUAAGUCAUGUCUUCGAAAUUAGACCGUAACAUAUUUGCGAAAGAUUUUCUUCACAUUCAAAGAUACUUUAAUUUGAAAUUGUCAAUUUCUAUGUUUAUAUGAAACGUUGAUUUAUUGUAUUAAUGAAUUAUUAUACAAAUUAGAAAUGCGAUGAAUUGAAAUAAUAAUAUUUGCAAUAUUCAUGAUCUAAUUCACGUUGGUAAAUUGAAAUAUUGCUUUUAUGAAAAGAUUAAUAAAUUUAAAGAAAGACAAGGGUUUACCCUGAUGUUCUUUGUGUCAUGAAAUGCAAUAAAAUUCAAGAUUGUUUU